Messenger RNA from Cornus florida, 1941 nucleotides. RefSeq lists its product as uncharacterized. The coding region runs from base 1 to 1941 and encodes 646 amino acids. The transcript has 4 exons. The record is from RefSeq and is a predicted model, not a curated record. NCBI's taxonomy places the organism in Eukaryota, Viridiplantae, Streptophyta, Magnoliopsida, Cornales, Cornaceae.
AUGGCUAAAAAACACAAAAAUUCUUUGGUCAAAACUCCUUUCACUGACGAUGUGUAUCUGGUUAAGAGGCCCAAGAAAUUCACCAUGCCUUCUUUCACCCAGUUUGAUGGAACAGGGGAUCCUUCUAGGCACCUAGAUCAUUACGCUCAAAAGAUGGCUUUGGAUGAUCGUAAUGACCUUUGGAUGUACAGAGUUUUUCCUACCAGCUUGAUAGGAGCAGCACUAGAGUGGUUCAGGAAUAGACCGCAUAAGUCCAUCCCAGAUUAUGUAACUCUAUGCACCAUGUUCCUGGCACAGUAUUGCGGAAAUAAGAAGCAAAAGAAGAGCAUUGCCAGCUUCUUCACCGUAAGACAGAAAAGGGGAGAGACAUUGCAGGAUUUCUUGUCAAGAUUCAGCAUGGAGGCAUUAGAAAUAGCGGAUUGUCAUCCCGCAACUGCUAUAGAGACAUUUAAACUCGCGAUGAUUCAGGGGACGAAGUUCCACACUUCCUUAGUCAAGUAUUUUCCUCCCGACAUGCAGACUUUAAAUGCCAGGGCCCAGAUCUACAUUCGGCUUGAGAAAAAUAUAGCCCACCGAGCGCAGCACGCCACCCUCGUGACAGUGGAAAACAAGCCUCGAGAAAGAAUUCCAACUCCAAAGAUUCAAAAAAGCCAACGUUCCUCAAUGCCGGUCACCCAGGCACCUGAAAAAAGGCAAAGGGUAGAGGAAGGAUUUACACCUCUCCGAACUACCUUGGCUCGGUUCUUCCAAGAUAAUAAGACGAAGUUCACAACUCUGCAGCCAAUAAAGCAACCCCUGGAGCAAAGGGACAAAAGUAAGCAUUGCGCUUAUCAUCGAGAUUAUGGGCAUUCAACCAACGAUUGCAGAUCCCUCAGGCGACAGGUGGAGAAUAUGAUCGCCAAAGGUGAGUUAACGGAUUACCUCAUGACAAAGGAGUAUGCAAAGCCCCGCGAGGUCUAUCCCCGCAAGGUAGAAGGUACACAAGUAAAAGUCAUCCAUGCAAUACAUGGCAGGUCUGAAGAUGAUCAAGAGUCCAAGGAGGUGUACAGAUCCAGACUGAGGGCGACCCACAAGCUCAGGAAGAUACCUCGGUUAAUGUUAUCAAUUCGGGUAGUAUCAGUAUUGGAUUUGGAGAUGGCGACCUAUCCAGAGAGGGUUUUGGUAGAUCCAGGAAGUAGCGCUAACAUAAUCACAAAGACGGUCUUUGAUCAGUUAGAGAUUCCGUCAUCAUCUAUUCGACCUACCUCCAGCCCGUUGAUGGGAUUCGACGGCACAAGAGUAGAUCCCCUUGGAGUAAUAGACUUGUCCGUAAUCGCGGCGAAGAGGACUCUGAAGGAGAACUUUGUUUUAACAGAGAUCCAUUCUUCUUACAAUCUCAUCAUGGGAAGAGGCUGGAUAUAUGAGAGGAGUUCUGUCCACCCUUCACCAGGUGAUGCGGUAAAGGAGGAAGAGGAAAUUGCGAAGCCCACCGAGGAGACCCUCGAAGCCGUGGAAGUUAUCCUCGGUGACCCUCAGAAGGUUACUUAUCUAGGCUCUUCUUCCACGUCCGAAGAAAAGGAGGCAUUAAUUGAUAUUAUCCGGAGCAAUGCAGAUGCCUUUGCGUGGGAUCACUCGGACAUGGUAGGGAUCGAUCCCUUAGUUUCCUGCCAUAGUCUGAAGGUGGAUCUGGAGUUCAAACCGGUUAAGCAGAAACACCGAAGGUUUGCCCCUGAACGCAAUCACAUUAUAGCUGAAGAAGUGAGCAAAUUGUUGCAAGUAGGUUUCAUUCGAGAAGUGCAAUAUCCACAGGUCAUGCCCUUCGGACUGAAGAAUGCUGGAGGUACUUAUCAACGCCUUGUUAAGAAGAUAUUCGAUAAUCUGCUGGGAAAGACAGUUGAAGCAUAUAUAGAUGACAUGGUGGUUAAAAGUGUGAAGAAAGAAGAUCAUCCGAAGUAUCUAUAG